Molecule: messenger RNA, 884 nt
Organism: Danio aesculapii
Lineage: Eukaryota; Metazoa; Chordata; Actinopteri; Cypriniformes; Danionidae
Product: gastrula zinc finger protein XlCGF67.1-like
Exons: 2
Coding region: 56-799 (247 amino acids)
Biological process (GO): regulation of transcription by RNA polymerase II
Molecular function (GO): RNA polymerase II cis-regulatory region sequence-specific DNA binding; DNA-binding transcription factor activity
Source: RefSeq, a predicted model, not a curated record
UCGCCCUGAAGAGAGUUGUUUAUUUGUGUUGGCUUGGAAUCCGGACUGCAUUGAUAUGAAGCCUGUGAUCAAAAAUAAAGAGUCUUUUCAGGGAUCUCCAGAAUCCAAAUCCACUAAUAAUGAUGUGGAAACUUUGCUUCUAAGUAAAACAGAAGAAUCAGCUGCUCUCUUUUGCAGACGGAUGAAAUAUCGAGUAAAAACUGAUGAAACAUCAGAUCAAAGUUCAUCAGAUACUGACACAGAAGAUGAACUUCUCUUCUCCACAUCUCCAACUCCUGGUAAAAAGUUUGUCUGUAAGCUGUGUGGUUCAGAGUUUACUUAUAAUUCAAAUAUGGUGCGUCACAUGCGAAUACACACAGGAGAAGCUCCGUAUGUCUGUGAAAUCUGUGGGAAAGGGUUCAAACGUCAAGAUUGGCUCAAACUGCACAGUACCGUCCAUACUGGUAUCAAACGCAAACGCAAGAAGACAUUCAGCUGUGAUCAGUGUGAGAAGAAGUUUAAUGGUUCCACUGCUCUCCAAAGCCAUUUAAAUAAACACAGAGGCGAGAGGCCGUUCCCCUGCGCUCAGUGUGAUAAAAGCUUCUUCAGUCAUUCUGAUCUGUAUCGACACAUCAAUGACUGUCAUUCAGAAAAAAAGCACAGCUGCUCUUUGUGUGGAAAUGGAUUCACACGCCGCACUUCAUUGCAGAAACACAUGCGGAUCCACACAGGAGAGAGACCUUACUCCUGUCCACACUGUGGAAAGACUUUCCCCUAUAAAUACAGCUUUGAAAUGCAUCUUAAACUACACUCAGCCUGAAGUUGAUGUAAUGCACAGUAUUUUACACCGAAUGUGUUCCUGUUUAUUUUGCCACCUCAAUAAUAUCAUUAAUUUCUGGUUGUUA